GAGGGCAUGCAAAGAAAGUUCAUUUGGGUUGCGUAUGGAUGAUAUUUUUCACUGCUUGGUUAACUUUAGUUCGGAUGCUGUAUAUGUUCUUUAAGGUUUAACCUAUUUCCCUAUUUCCCUGAUGGGUUUGUAGCCUACUGCUGCGGCGUGCGUAAUGCGUCAAGACAAUAAUAAACCAGGAACAUGAGGCAGAAAUUGGGCUGUUGACUGCACUUUUACGUUGAUGGGAGUCGACAGCGCUUCCCAGUGGCCAGUUUUCUGACUAGGAUCGGACAGCACUGUGAACUGUGCCUUCACUGCCUCUGACAACAGUUAUUGUGCUCUACUGAAGUUGUUCACCAUUGCAGUCAUGGGAUGCAUUCAGAGGACAAGGAGCGUUUUGAAAUCUUUGCUUUUCUUUCCACUUCUUCUCUGCAUUGCGUACUUCAAGGUUCCAUUUGUGCAAUUUUUUGUAGGUCUCCUACCAAUGGACAGGUGUUCCUUGGAAAGUGCAAAUUUGUUGAACCUGGACAACAGUGCUGAUGCAACACUUGAUAUUGGGUGUAGACGUGAUGUGCAAACAUGUACACAUUGGAAAGCUCCUAUCAUCUGGGAGGGGAUGUUUGAUCCUGAGCGCUACGACCAAGUGCACAAAAAAGAAGGAUCCUCCAUCGCUCUGACUGUGUUUGCAGUUGGCAGAUAUGUGGACGCUUACCUGGAGACCUUCCUGAAGUCAUCAGAGCGUCACUUCAUGUUGGGUUUACCUGUGUCAUACUAUGUGUUUACGGACACACCUGAGAAGGUGCCAAACAUCAAAAUUGGCCCUCAACGAAGCCUGAAAGUAAUCAAAGUGAAAAAGCACAGCAGGUGGCAGGACAUCUCUAUGAUGCGAAUGAAGUCUAUAUCAGAUGUCAUAGAGUCAGAUAUUCGCCACCACUCCACGCAUGUUUUCUGUUUUGAUGUCGAUCAGGAGUUUACUGGAAGAUUUGGCUCCGAGGUUCUGGGAGAGUCCGUCGCUCUGCUUCAUGCCUAUUUCUACCACCUUCCAAAGAACUGGUAUGGCUACGAUCACAACCCAAAAUCCAAGGCAUUCAUGGAAUCUGGGGACUUUUACUAUCAUGCUGCCAUCUUUGGAGGAACCUGGAAAAGUGUAAAGGCCUUGACUGAGUUUUGCUACAAAAACAUCAUGGAAGAUAAACAAAAUAAUGUGGAAGCUAUAUGGCAUGACGAGAGCCACCUAAACAAAUAUCUUUGGCUUCACAAACCAACAAGGAUUCUUUCUCCUGAAUACUGCUGGGACACAAACAUUGGCUACAGAAUGGACAUUAGUGUCUACAGACUGCUAUGGGCACCCAAACACUAUGAUAGACUACGAAAACCGUAGUAUAUUUUGGAAUAAUGUGGAAAAAUGUCUCCCAUUGUCUGUGAUCAAUAGUAUGUGACAGCAGACCAACCCUGUUAACUGAUCUUUUUUUCCACUCAGAAUUAAUGUGCAGCAACAACCAUAAACAUUCUUCUAACUUAGUUAUAUGGUCGACCACACUUUGCAAAUAACUUCACUUCUUUAAACAAAUGCUGAAACAAUGUGUUACACAGCUACAGUUAUCUAGAAAAGUCCAACAGGUUUAAAUCAUUUCCUUAUAACCUGAAAACAUCAACAUUGACAAAGUUUAUGUACAUUUCUUUAAAUGUUCAAGUACUUGUAUAAAUCCAUGAAAGUUACAUUUUUGUAUGUUAACUUGCCAGAAUUUAACAAUGCAGUUUGUAACACUUGUCAUGAGUUAUUUACUACUUAAAUGAAUGAAUACUGUCAAUUAAAGUCAUGUGUGAGCUUUUGAAAGGUAAAUAUAGGAGAAGGAGACGCAUGAAAAGAUUGGUUUCAAAAGUAAGAGUUACCAUAGACAUACAUAUUUCUGAUUCUGAUAUUACAUACAUUUUCUGAUUGGCCUAUUGUACUGCCAUGCUAUCUUCAACUUGUCCAUCAUUAAGUUAGAUCUUUUGAUUUACUGGUAGUGAUGAUGAUGAUGAAACAUUUUCAUCUUUAAAAAGAGUAUGUUGCACAUUUUCACGUGCAAAUAAAUGCAUUUUUUUUAAUGGAAAUUUUUAAAUUAUAAAUGGCAGUACCAGAUUAUCUGGUAAGAACCCUUAACACAUAUAUGUGGGGCAUUCUUUAAGCAAUAAUUAAAGUUUUGAGAUUUCUUUCUGCAUUAAUUGUUCUUCUGCAACAACAAUGGUAUUUGUAUCUUCUAUCUGAAAAAUAUGACAAGUGCAUGCAUAGAAAUCUUUGCAACAACAAAAAAGAUAUCAAAACUUAUUUUUGAAGAU
Messenger RNA from Melanotaenia boesemani (Boeseman's rainbowfish), 2304 nucleotides. Its product is annotated as N-acetyllactosaminide alpha-1,3-galactosyltransferase-like. Bases 350 to 1363 code for a protein of 337 amino acids. Gene Ontology annotation, cellular component: Golgi apparatus; vesicle; membrane. Gene Ontology annotation, molecular function: hexosyltransferase activity. Gene Ontology annotation, biological process: carbohydrate metabolic process. The record is from RefSeq and is a predicted model, not a curated record. Lineage: Eukaryota; Metazoa; Chordata; Actinopteri; Atheriniformes; Melanotaeniidae. The transcript is spliced from 6 exons.